Cephus cinctus (wheat stem sawfly) is the source of this 1766-nucleotide messenger RNA. It is a transcript of the gene RabX1, whose product is annotated as ras-related protein RabJ. Lineage: Eukaryota; Metazoa; Arthropoda; Insecta; Hymenoptera; Cephidae. The coding region runs from base 492 to 1100 and encodes 202 amino acids. Gene Ontology annotation, molecular function: GTPase activity; GTP binding. The record is from RefSeq and is a predicted model, not a curated record. The transcript is spliced from 3 exons.
AAAAACGUAAUCGUUGCGUUGGUAAGUAUAUUCAUAAUCAAAUACUUCAAUUUUCAACCUUACUUGACAUACGUAUCCGUUAGCACGUCUUAUUUGGAAAAAUAAUAAAUGAUUAAGUACUUUAUCUAGAGUGGGGUGAUAAUUGAAAAAAAAAAUUCUUAAUCUAGAGCAUUAUUCUCAAUCGUAUAAUUCAGAACUUUAAGCACGACACUCGUCAAUAUAAUGUAUCGUUCGUUAUCUUUUCGGGUAUUCCCAUAUUAAUAUCAGUAGAAUAACCGUACCCAGUUCUCCUGUGUUAUCAUAUACUCUUAUUUACGAUAAAAAAUGUUUAAAAGUGUCGAAUGACACGUCGAAAACCCAAGUGUGUCAUAAACAGCUUUAUUUAAGAUUCGUGUGACAAAUUAUGAAAAUACAGGCAUAAGAGGACAAAAGUAUUACAAUUGCUAGGAUAAUUUUCAAGCAGAUAUCAAUUACGCGUUGGAAAAACAAGUAUGAUCGUGCGAUAUGUUGGGAAAAUGUUUAAUCAUCACAUAAAUCCCACGAUAGGAGCGUCUUUCUUCACGUGUAAGGUCAACCUGGAAGAAGCAAGAGUUAAACUUCAGGUGUGGGACACUGCUGGUCAAGAAAGAUUCAGAUCUAUGGCACCCAUGUAUUACAGAAGUGCUAAUGCAGCUUUAUUAGUCUUUGACUUAACUCAGUAUAAUACCUUCACUGCCAUCAAGACCUGGGUAAACGAACUCAGGAGAAACAUUGAGGGGCCUAUGGUACUCGUUUUAGUUGGUAACAAAAGUGAUCUCGAAAAUCAACGUAAGGUUGACCCGGAGGAAGGUAGAAAGUAUGCCGUCAAUAUUGGAGCGACUUAUUAUGAGACCUCAGCUCUUCAGAACGAAGGAAUCGAACAAGUUUUUCUGGCUAUCGCUAUUGGUCUUGCUAAAUUGAGCUCAGGAAGUCGUGACUUGAUGACUAGUCUUAGAGUUUAUGAUUCCGUCAGUUCCGGGCUGAGUAGUCCGGAUAUGCCGCUUAGUCCCUCUAGCGAGGAAAGUACGACAGAUAAGAGUAUAGCGUUUGCUAUUCAGGAAAGGCCACCAGCUUGUUGUUAAAUAAAGAUACAAAUUUGAAAAUUAGAUAAGUUUGCUUUGAUGCAGUUAUUGGUAAAAUAAUGAUUGAUGUUUGUUUUUUUUUACUAGGAAGUAAGGCGGAUCAUUAUUGUUCACUAGUUAGAGCAAAGGAAGAGAAUUUUUGUAACUCUUGCACCAAACUUUAUGUCUAAUCACUUUUGUGUAUCCAUGAAUAAUGUUAUAAACUUGGUGCAUUCCGCUGAUAUUCAUUCAAACGUUUAAUUAUGGAUUAUUAUAGAAUUAAUCCAAAUUAUCUUGUAAUAUAAUAUUAUUGAUGCAGUCAUAGGUGAUUAAAUUGUCAAUUAUUUGUUUGUAACUCAAAUUUCAUUAGUAUAUUGUGAUAUACUUUAUCAUCGUGACGCAAUACGGUUUUAUCAACUAGCGCUUGUUUGUUAAUACGUCAUAUUAAUAACUUUUAUUAAAAAAUUCAGUUAAUUAAAAAGUCGACAGUAAAGACUGUUAUAUUUUAAGUUUCCUAUUUCUAUAUUUAUUACUAACUAGCACACUGCCUGUACGAAGAGAAAGACAAAAUGGCUAAACUCGAUAAUCCGAAUGCGUUCACAUUCUAUUAAUUUGCUCGUUUAUAAACGGUUAUUUGGAUCACAUUUGUACAGACUUUUCUACCAAAUACAGUAUAUAUUUACCAUA